Abrus precatorius (Indian licorice) is the source of this 936-nucleotide messenger RNA. Its product is annotated as probable pectinesterase/pectinesterase inhibitor 7. Gene Ontology annotation, molecular function: pectinesterase inhibitor activity; pectinesterase activity. NCBI's taxonomy places the organism in Eukaryota, Viridiplantae, Streptophyta, Magnoliopsida, Fabales, Fabaceae. The record is from RefSeq and is a predicted model, not a curated record. Bases 154 to 936 code for a protein of 260 amino acids. The transcript is spliced from 3 exons. Gene Ontology annotation, biological process: cell wall modification.
UCCUAUAUUCUUUCCUUUUUGCUCUUGGCAUCAUUGUCCACAUCAGAUGGCAGUGCAUUCUCCAUCGUUCCACCCGAAACCAUUUGCGGGUCCACCGUAGACCCUAAUUAUUGUAAAAAUGUGCUUGCUAAUCAAAAUGGCAAUAAGUAUUUGAUGCUUAUUGGAGAUGGAAUCAAUCAGACAAUUAUUACUGGCAAUCACAGUGUUGGAGAUAAUUUUACAACGUUCGACUCGGCAACAUUUGCUGUGGUAGCUCAAGGGUUCGUAGCAGUUAACAUAACAUUCCGAAACACUGCCGGACCAGGCAAGUUCCAAGCAGUUGCUGUAAGAAAUGGAGCGGAUAUGUCCACCUUCUACAGUUGCAGUUUUGAAGGGUAUCAAGACACAUUGUAUACCCAUUCACUGAGGCAGUUUUACAGAGAAUGCGAUAUCUACGGCACAAUUGACUACAUAUUUGGUAAUGCUGCUGUUGUUUUUCAAAACUGCAACCUCUAUUCACGGCUCCCCCUAAAGGGACAAUUCAAUACAAUCACAGCUCAAGGAAGAACAGAUCCAAAUCAAAACACGGGCACUUCCAUACAGAAUGCCACUAUUAAAGCUGCUGCUGAUUUGGCUCCAAAUAUUAGUACUGUCAACACCUACCUUGGAAGACCAUGGAAGAAUUAUUCAUUGACAGUGUUUAUGGAGUCCUUCAUGGAUAGUUUAAUAAACCCUGCUGGUUGGCAUGAAUGGAAUGGUACUUUUGCGUUGAGCACCUUGUACUAUGCAGAAUUUAAUAACACUGGACCUGGUUCUAACACUACCAACCGAGUGAAUUGGCCUGGUUAUCACAUUAUAAAUGCCACUGAUGCGGCCAAUUUCACGGUGUCAAACUUCUUGAGCGGAGAUAAUUGGAUUCCUCAAACUGGUGUCCCAUACUCGAGUGGGUUGAAUUAA